AUGCGCUUGAAGCCGCAGUUGCUGGAGCACCUCCUGCACCCCACUUUCGACCCAACAGCGCAGAAAAAGGUCAUCACCAAGGGCCUGCCAGCAUCGCCUGGUGCCGCGGCUGGCAAGGUCGUGUUCUGUGCUGACGAGGCCGUGCGACGGGCAAAUGAUGGGGAGCGAGUCAUCCUGGUGCGAAGCGAGACGAGCCCUGAUGAUAUCCACGGACUUCAUGCAGCACAGGGUGUGCUGACAAUCACCGGCGGCAUUACCAGCCAUGCUGCCGUAGUGGCCCGUGGCAUGGGCCGGCCAUGCGUGGUUGGUGCGGGACGUGCUGCAGUCGACUUGGCAGCAAGGACUUUGCGAGUUGGUGAUGUUGUCGUGAAGGAGGGCGACAGACUCAGCAUCGAUGGCGUCACAGGCGAGGUGAUGCUGGGAGAGGUGCCCACCAUGCCACCGACUUCUUCCGUGCUGGGGAAGCAGUUCCAGACACUCAUGAGUUGGACAGACCUCUUCCGCAGCCUGCAAGUGCGUGCCAAUGCGGAGACCAUCGCCGACACUCGUCAAGCCAAGGAGUUCGGUGCGGAAGGCCUGGGUCUGGUCCGCACGGAGCACAUGUUCUUCGCCGGCCGGCGUAUCGUCGCCGUGCGGCAGAUGAUCUUGGCCUCAGAUCAAAAGGAGCGAAAAGAAGCGCUACACAAAUUGCUUUUCAUGCAACGGGAAGACAUGGUAGAGCUCUUUGAGAUCAUGAGCGGUCUUCCAGUGACCAUCCGACUGUUGGACCCCCCGUUGCACGAGUUCCUCCCCCACACAGAGUCCGAGCUUGCCGCAGUGGCCAGAGCCGCUGGCAUGCCGCUGGAGCGCUUGAAGCGACGUGCUAACGAGAUUCAGGAGUCCAACCCAAUGCUCGGGCACCGCGGCUGCCGCUUGGCCAUCACCUAUCCAGAGAUUUGCGAGAUGCAGGCGCGUGCCAUCUUCGGAGCCGCCGCGCAAGUGAAGAACUGUCCCAUGGUGGAGGUCAUGGUGCCUUUGGUGGCCUCGCUAGAAGAGUUCAAGACAAUCAAGGAGAUCAUUGACAAGACCGCACAGGCAGUGCAGGCAGAG
Messenger RNA from Symbiodinium necroappetens, 1089 nucleotides. Lineage: Eukaryota; Dinophyceae; Suessiales; Symbiodiniaceae. The record is from the annotation of a GenBank genome assembly.